UGAAAGGUGUAAUUGUAUGUGAAAACCUGGUGUUGUACAUUAAGGAACAGGUACCUACUGGAGCUUGCCUACUUCCGCAAUAAAAGCUGUUCCGACACAUUCAUCAAAACAACAAUAAUGGAAAUUCACAGCGACGUGUCUCGGUUUCUGUUUUUCACAUUAAAUGUUUUUCUGUUAUUGAAUCAGGUAUCAGCAUAUUACUGCAACCAUGAUUUAUGUCGAGAAGACCAGUAUUGCUGUGGAGAUAAUCUUUGCUGUGACUAUGUUUAUUCACCUUGGUACUUCUGGGCCGGUGUAGUGUUUAUGGUUCUUGUCCUGUCAGCAUGUGGAGGACUAUUUCGUUAUUGUUAUGAUAGUAACUCUUACGUUGUAUUACACUCUUCCAAAGAAGAAUAUUAUGCAUCAAAAGGAGCCAUGGAUGAAGACAAAGGAUUGACUGGGGUGUUGGUGAAUAGAGAGGCUCCUCCGCCUUACUCCGUGGCUCAGUACUCGGACACUCCAGAAAAUUAUCAGCGCUUCCCCUUCUAUGAGGAAGAAAAGCACCGACCAAACCUUUGAUCAUUUUCAUAUAUAUUGACUGUUCUUGUUGUACAUUAUUUGGAAUAGAGUAUUUAUAUGUGUAUGUGCAUGGGAUGGCAGAAAUGUAUCAUAUGUGGGAAAGGCAGAGAAUUAUAUUUAUAAAAGUUAUAUUCAAAAUUUAUAGAUGGAAGAUGGUUUUAUUAUAUAAGUAUGUAAAGAAAAUAGUGUGAAAUUUGUCUUAGUUUUUCAGAUUUAAAAGAAAUUAAGACAGAUUUACAUUAAAACGUAUACUAUUUCAUUUUUAAGUAUUUAGUUAUUUUGUUCAUUUAUGAAUGCUAUAUGUAUGUCUCCCUAAAGGUUAGGGAAAGGAAAAAAGCAAGGUGAUAUAUAUAUUCUGUGUUUCAUUUGUGUUUGAAAGUGUUUUAGAUCCAUGACUAUGUUUUAAUAAACAAACUUUCAGUGGUCAAUGACAUAGAAGAUAAUAAGAAUUAAUUUGUAACUUAUUUACAUUUUUUUGUCAGUAAUUAUGAUAAUUUUUAUACGAAAUUUUGCUUGAUAAUUCUUCUUAAUGCCUAAAUUUUCAGAAACUAAAGAUACUGAUGGCGACAUAGCUGUAAAAAAUUUUCAUUGAUUUAUAACUUUUUUUAUUCGUAUUAGCUUCACUUAAAAAAAGUGAACUUUUUUAACUGCACAAUUUAGCUUUAAAGUAAUAGCAAGUAAAACAUUUUUUUUAUUACUCAAUUUGAAGCAAUUAAUUGAGUUCGUUUAGUUAAUUGUUUUAGUUGAAUCGAAAUAUUAAUAUUUUUUUAUAUGUUUGAAUGCAUUAACAACCUUUGGUUACCUUAAAUUUACUUAAAUAUCUUUCACCCCAAUUUUUUUCCCCCUUCUUUUUAAGGAGCUUCUUAGCAAGGAAGUUUAAUAUAUUGUUCUUUGCCCAGAUUUUGAAUUUUGCUUAUUGCUAUUUUAAAAUAAAUUUAUAAAGGUUUUUUUUUUAGCUGUAGGAAUUUUUUAUAUAUUAAUUUUGUAUCUAUGUUAAUUGAUGAAAAUGCAGGUAUCCUAUCUUGACCAUAUUAACAUCUAUACAGAACAAGAAUUCUUGUUUGGUAAGUGACUAUUACAACCCUCUUUUAUAAUUCAUGUUUAAGAAAAAUAGGGAAGGAAAUAUCUGAUCCUUUGCUUUGAGAAUAAGUAUUAUUAUAAAAAGGAAUAGCAGUUCAUUUAUAUGCUACAGUGUUUAUAUUGGAAGGUGCUCAAUUUUAUUGUGUAUAUUGAAGCGUGCAUGCACUUACAGUGGCAAAUUACACUGGAUUCAAUUGAACUCUCUAAAGAGAAGACAUAAAAACAAAUAAAAUGGGAGACAGUAACUAAAUCUCUUUCUAUUGUAACUUAGGUUUGAUAUAUAUCAAAUCCUUCUAUUGUUCCUAUAAAAAAAAACCAUAGGGAUCAGAUCUGUCAAUUAUAGUGUCCAUACAACAGGAAUGUCAAUUAAAACUUAUUUACAGUGAUUACAACAUGCUUUUCUUUUAUAUAUUUGUUGCAAGAAAUAAUUAUGUAGAGAUAUAAGUUUUUUUUAAUUAUCUUUUGUACUUUAGUUCACCCUUCUAUAGUAUUUAAUGUAAUCUUGUCCAAACUCCAUGGAUAGAAUAACAGCUAUUUUGAAUUGGUUAGUAUAUAAUGGACCAUAAACUAUAUUGGAAUAUAUAUAACUUCUGAAAAAUAAAAUUCUAAAUUUUUCGAUGACUUAUUUUUUUUUAGUUUGAAGACGUUUGUAUUAUUAAAAAGGAUUAAAGUAUAAUAUGAUUUUUAUGUAGUGAUUUCUUAACUCGUUUGUAGUCAAUGAUUAUUCAAGUUGAUAGUACAUAGAAAGCUACAUAGCAGAUUACUUCUAUCUUUUUGGAAGUAGAAAUCAUCUUUCAAGUAACCACUUGGAAUGAAGUACAAAUCAUUAAAUUAAAUAACUUCCAAAACAAACAAUAAAAAGGUGUAAAAAAAUGUGUAUUAAUUUAACACAAAAAAAAUUCUUGAAUAUUUUUUAUAAGCAUGAUUUCUUAGAAUCAGAAUCUGUCUAUUUCCCAAAUUGAUCAAACUAUCUGCAAGGUAAUGCAAUAUUUUGGAGGAAAAAUUUGUUUUGAUUUCUUUUUAAUUCUUUUAUAUUCUUAACUGAAAUAAAAAAUUCAUUCUUCAUUGCUUUUAUAUACAUUUUUAAAAAUUUCAUGUCAGCACAGAAGGUGAAAUUAGGGUGGUUCUCUGAAAAUGUAUCACCCCCUUUCUUUUUUUGUGCCAUUUCUUUCUCUAAUUUCAUCAACUAUGACGGUGGAAGAGAAUGCAAAUGAUGAAAGGUUCCCAACAUGGCGUCACAAGUUUUGUUAAGGAGCAAUUGCAAUUAACAUGAAAAAAAAACCUUGAAAAUUACUGAGUCCUGACUUCCAAGCUAUUGCAGCUAUCGAGAAAUUUUUGACAUAAAAAUUAUUUUUUAUGAUUAAGUGACAAUUCACAUAAUUUAAAUUAUCUUUCAAUCAUAGAAGAAUUAUGGAGAAAAAAAAUUUCAGACCCCACCAUCUUCAUAUUCACUUCUUUUAUGAUUGUUUACAAACACGACUGAGAUUUUCAAGCUCCCUAUAACAUAUUUCUUGCACAUUCAGAUCCAUUCAGAAUUACUUGAAUUCCGUGAGAACAGUUGUAAUAGUUUAAGGGAUCUGUUGAAUAGGAGGCUUAUGCAUUUACUGUGAAUAAAAUUAAAAUUCUUCAAACCUAAAUUAAUUUCAAGUUUAAAUAGUUAAUAUCUUAAAACAAAUAUUAAUUAUUAUUGUGAGUUCUAAUACAUUUAAUUGUUUAUUUCAGUUUAAUAACAAAACAUUUUCUAAUGUAUUUUGAACUUAUGUGAUUUUAAUGCUUUGUUUGUAAAUAAGGUUUAUUAAUGUAAAAUGUGUCCAUUUUGUAUUUCAUUUAAUAAUUUUAUACAAAAGAUUUUGAAUUUUAUAGAAAUAAUUCUUCUCUUAUUCAUAUUGAAAUGUUUCUCAAAAUUUAAACUGUUUUACUUCUUUUGCAUUUCAGUUUUUGGUGCAGUUUUGUAAAUGAUGUGGUUAUAAAUUGUUUCAUAUGAUUUGUAUUAUCAUAGUAUUGCUUAUAAAUAAUAUUUAAUUUUAUUUAAAAAUAUUUGCUCUUGCUAGCAGCAUUAUUACAAAAAUAAUUUUAUAUAUAAAAAAUAUAUCAGUAGAAAGUCUAAAAUUGUAACAUUGCAAAGUGUAAUGGUCAAAAUGUUACCUAAAGUUUAGGCUUUAUUUUAGAGAAAGUGGUGUUAAAACUCAUCUCUUUGGCUGAUAAUGAUUUGACAGUUAGUCUUGUUAAUUAUUACGCUAAAAUUUUGCCUUUAUUUUCUUUGUUCUUAGACUACUAUUCAAAUUAAUAAUAUCUUGAUAUAUAAAGUAGAUCGAUGAAUGUAUUUUUUAUGCAAUCUUUAAAAUCAAUAUUAUGACUUAGGUAAAAUUUUGUAACAGAACAAAGAUAUGUCCGUUUUGUGCUAGAGUGUUUGGCAUAGAACCAAAAGGAAUUGAAACUUAUUCUGUGUAGAAGUUUAUGGACAUUUUCUGAUAGCAGGAGAAUUUCCUAGUAGUAGGUGGGGAUUAAAGUUUUGGCCUUUUUUCUUUUUGGAAUUUUUUUCAUUGUAAAUUCUAUGUAUGCUUCAAAUUUUUCUUUUGAAGAGAGUGAGCUUUGAAUGAAUAAAGUAAUAUAUUCAUUCUCAAAUUACUGAAGUUUUGGAAAAAAAUCUUGAAUUAUUUUUGUUUUGCAUCAUUGAAAUUUUUGAAUAAAAUGAUGUAUUAUUAUUGUCAUUGUAUCAUGCAUUAUAGUCACAUGUUUAUUCAUCAUGUUCAUUAUCAUACUUUUUAAAUGCAGAUGUCAAAAAAUUCAAGUGAAAAAUUUUCUCAUUAGAAGCAUAGGAAAUUGUUCUGUUUCAAUAUAAUUGUGUUUAAUGAAAUGAGAUCUUCCUAAAGCACUUGUUAUGAGUAUUCCUCAAGCAUUCAAGCACAUAUAUACCUUUUUCUACUGAUGGAAGUAAAGUAUAGAGUUCACUAAACUUCCAAACAUCUAUGUAAGGUUUAUGUCACAUUAUUUUCUUAUCUUCUUCAGUAAAUCUUGCUACAUAAUGAAAUUUUUCGCAUUUUCCACAUUAUCAGACAAGAGUACGACACUGUUGAUCACAUGAGUCAUCUGUUUUGUCACUCAACAUAUUGCUCAUGACAGUCAACAGAUGUAUGCAAUAAAGAUAUGAAUGCUGAUUUCUCAUGGAGGUUUUUGAAGGAAUAUUUUAAAAAAUUCAAUUUUUCAGAUAUUUUAAAUGAAUAAAGGAAAUGACUUUUAAAAUUUUGCAUGAUGCUUAUGAAGAGCAACAUUCUCAGUCACAUUUCCAUGAAAUACAAAAUUUACACUUAAUUUUUUUUUUUAUCUUCAUUAACCAAAAUUUAAGUUUAAAAAAAUAUUUUUUAAAAUAAGAAUAAAAAUGUGCUCUCCCCCCCCCCUUCCUGAACAUCUUCUCCUUGAGAUAAUGAAGUAUCUUUCUAAAAAAGUUUGUGAUGUUUAAUUUAUGAUCUUCAUAAAGCAUCUUCAAGGUUUUUCUAUUUCUACCAUAAAAUCUUAGUAAUAUGUGUUACUGCUCUUUGAUUAAUAAUGAACCUAAGAUAGUCUGAAUCUACUUUAGCCAUUUUUACCUUUCCAUUUCAGUAAAGUUAAUUAAUCUUUACUAAUACCAAAUUAUUAUCUGGUAAUAAAAGAAAACUAUAUAAAAGCAACUUGCAGAUACUUACGUAAAUUUUUUCAUUUAUUGCAGAUUAAUUAUUUUCCUAAAUAAUUAAAAUUAUUUAUCUGUACUUUAAUCAUUUUGCCCAUUAAAUUCCAAAUAAAAUAUCUCCAAUCAAAAAAAAAAAAAAAGAAUUUUUUUAAAAGUAUGCCACUCAUGUGAUGAAUGAUAUCACAGGAGUCCAGAAUGAAUCUACGUUCAAUGCAGCAUUAUAUAUCAACAGUGGUCAGUUUUUAUGAACAGAUAGUUCCUCAAAAGAUCACACACCUUUCUUGGAUUUCAGUGUUUUCAGAAUCAAUUUAUAACAUCCUGGAGAUUGAUUCUUAUUCUUUUAUGCCAUAAUUCUACAAUAUUUUUAAUAUCUCAAGUACUUUUGUAUAAAUUUAUUCAUUUUAUUCUUCAAUUAAUCAUACUUAUUUUACUUCUUGGUUAAUAUGUUUGAUACAAUUCAUUAUUUUGCAAAAUCCAGCUUCUUUUUUUUAUUUCAAGCUUUUGUCAUGUCUGGAAGAUGUUUGUAUUCAAGCAAGAACUCAUCAGAUUUCAUCAGUUCUUAUUUUUUAAUCAAGAGAUAGUGUUACUCACCUUGCAGCAUCCCUUGCACAAUGGUGUGUAGCCCCUACUAAGGCCAUGUUUCUUGUACAUUUUAUUAACUUGUUUGUCUAUGCAUUCAUUUUUAUAUUUUUAAUUCCUUUAUAGAAUUCUUUAGAAUCCCAUUAAAAUGCCUUUUCUACAGCUUUUUUUUAAAAAAGUUAUUUGUACUUUCAAAAUAAAAUUCACAAUAAAUGGGGCCUUAGUGACGUUUCUUCCCCUAUAGUUUUGUUUACAAAACUCGAAUGUAUUCUAGUACCUCUGUAAAUAUGUGUAUAUCAUUUGUAUGACAUAAAUAAAGUGUAUACUAAUAUGUA
This is a messenger RNA of Argiope bruennichi, 6219 nucleotides long. RefSeq lists its product as uncharacterized. The transcript is spliced from 5 exons. The record is from RefSeq and is a predicted model, not a curated record. Bases 118 to 558 code for a protein of 146 amino acids. Lineage: Eukaryota; Metazoa; Arthropoda; Arachnida; Araneae; Araneidae.